Danaus chrysippus (African queen) is the source of this 801-nucleotide messenger RNA. Lineage: Eukaryota; Metazoa; Arthropoda; Insecta; Lepidoptera; Nymphalidae. The record is from the annotation of a GenBank genome assembly.
AUGGAGAACCAGAAUCAGCGCAAGGCAACUUUAACAGAUAUUUUGCAUACACAAGGUAGGAAAAAUUUAAAUAACCCGAUCGAGCUGAAAGCUGGCGAAAUCACGGAGGAAGCGGUCGCGGAUCUGACUCUCAAUAAGACUACUAUUGUAAUAAUUCACGGACACAGGGGCUCGGUGUCUACGACGUUAAACCCCACAGUAAAAGAUGCUUUCCUAAGAAGUGAAGAUGUAGAUGUGAUCGUAGUCGACUGGUCAGUAUAUGCGAGUCAAAGCUACAGUAACGCCGUCAAUGCUGUGCCAAGUGUUGGAGAAAAUGUAGCUGAUCUUAUAAAUGAGUUAGUGAAUAACACAGUUGUGGAGCUUACCAGUUUACAUUUGGUCGGAUUCGAUCUCGGUGCCCAUGUCGCUGGUUUUGCAGGAAGACUGUUGGACGGAGAUGUAGCAAGAAUAACUGGCCUAAACCCAUCGAGAGGACAGUGGGGACAAAAUUCUAGAAGAUUAAGCAUCUCAGACGCCGUAUAUGUUGAAGUUAUUCAUACCGACGGCAUCGGCCUUUUAGCCUAUGGAGUUGGUGAUGCCAUCGGUGAUGUGGAUUUCUACGUCAAUGGCGGUACUCACCAGCCUGGGUGUCUACUAAAUAAUUUCUGCAGUCACAACCGUGCUUGGGAAGUUUUCGCAGCGUCACUCACUAACGCUCACCUGAUCGGCAAUCAAUGUAACACAUGGCUCCAAGUUACACUAAAUACAUGUCGAGGAUUCACACUCCAGAUGGGAAGAAAUGAUUUGUUUAAAUACGCGUAA